AUGGCGUACCCUCAGGGCUACCUGUACCAGCCAUCCGCUUCUUUGGCACUGUAUUCGUGUCCAGCGUACAGUACGAGUGUGAUUUCGGGACCGCGGACAGAGGAACUUGGAAGAUCCUCGUCGGGCUCAGCUUUUGCUCCGUAUGCCGGAUCUACCGCGUUCACCAGCGCCUCGCCUGGCUAUAACUCCCAUCUCCCGUACAGUGCUGAUGCGGCGGCAGCCGCCACAUUCACUUCAUACGUGAGCUCGCCGUAUGACCACACGACAGGCAUGGCUGGUUCUAUAGGGUAUCAUCCGUACGCAGCUCCCCUGGGCUCAUACCCGUAUGGUGACCCAGCUUACCGCAAGAAUGCUACCCGGGACGCCACGGCCACUCUUAAAGCUUGGCUCAACGAGCAUCGGAAAAACCCGUACCCGACUAAAGGCGAGAAAAUAAUGUUGGCCAUCAUCACCAAAAUGACCCUCACUCAAGUGUCCACCUGGUUCGCCAACGCCAGGAGGAGACUGAAGAAGGAGAACAAGAUGACCUGGACCCCGCGGAACCGCAGUGAGGACGAGGAAGAGGAUGAGAACAUUGAUCUGGAGAAAAACGACGACGACGAAACUAACAAGCCGUUGGACAAGGGAGACUCGACGGAUACUGAGUCAGAACACAAACUGAUAAAUCCAGGGGAAAUAGGGUGUGACAGAUUUAAAGACGACACUCAUGGCAAAGACAUGGAUCCUCUUUUGACUGAUUCGGAAUUAAAAGAGACAGAAGAUCGGACGGAAUUGCUGGCCGAACCUGCUAAACCCACCACCUCCACUCCCUCGGUUGUGCCCCGGGGAAAUGACAUCAUAGCGCAGGAGAAGCCAUCAGAACUGGGCCACGCGGCAAGCACAGUCAACAGUAAUGUAACGUCUGUUAUUCAUUCGCCCCCAUCGGCUCCCAAACCCAAACUUUGGUCUCUUGCCGAGAUAGCGACGUCCUCAGACAGGUGUAAACCAAGCAGCGAUACCCCGCAGGCUGCAGGGAUGGGUCAAAGCACCGUAAUAGCGACAAACGCGGCGUCGCCGUCCCGGUCAUCCCCUCAGUGCCAUCUCCCAAACAGCACGGUUCUUUCCAGGCCUAUUUACUACACCUCUCCCUUUUACCCGGGCUACACGAACUAUGGCACUUUCGGACAUCUUCACAGCAACCACGGCUCCAACACGGGCUCCACUGCACACUUCAAUGGAUUAAACCAGACUGUGUUAAAUAGAGCCGAGGCUCUGGUGAGAGAGAGCAAAGUCAGAAGCCAAACGCAGGUAGAUCUUUGUAAAGACUCCCCUUAUGAACUAAAGAAAGGUAUGUCAAACAUUUAA
This is a messenger RNA of Chanos chanos (milkfish), 1344 nucleotides long. It is a transcript of the gene irx5a, whose product is annotated as iroquois homeobox 5a. Gene Ontology annotation, molecular function: RNA polymerase II cis-regulatory region sequence-specific DNA binding; DNA-binding transcription factor activity, RNA polymerase II-specific. The record is from RefSeq and is a predicted model, not a curated record. Gene Ontology annotation, cellular component: nucleus. The transcript is spliced from 3 exons. Gene Ontology annotation, biological process: regulation of transcription by RNA polymerase II; cell development; neuron differentiation. Bases 1 to 1344 code for a protein of 447 amino acids. NCBI's taxonomy places the organism in Eukaryota, Metazoa, Chordata, Actinopteri, Gonorynchiformes, Chanidae.